AGUUAUUAAGUAAGUCCGUUCCCCACCAUUUUUUAGGUUAAAACAUCAUCAGGAGGAAUUGCGAUAACAUCAUGCGGUGACCAAUGAAAUUAAUUUUACGAACUUUGUCGAAUUACUACGGCUUUAAUCGACAUACUCAAAAUGAACAAUAGAAUAGAAGAGAUGCCGGAUUUUCAACGACGCAACUUUACUUCCCAUAUUUUUUUUCCUGAAAUAAUUUACUGGCAAUUAAAAUUAUAUAAGUUAAUAAAUAUAAGGAUAUUUAUAAUUACUGAUAAUCAAUAUGUAUAUAUAUGAUGUAUAUAUAAUAUAAUGUAUUGUUAAUAAUAAUCGAUGACGAAUAAUAAAAAAAAAAAAUGAAACAACGAAUGGCAUCAUCUCCCGCCGUUGAGAUCCGAGCGAGACGCCAGAGCCAACAUGGCGGCGUGACAAAUAAUCUCUUGUCUGCCAGAGUCAAUGUUGAAAAAAAAAAACUAUAUAAUUAUUGUAUUUUAAAAGUAGUAUAUAUGAUAAAUAUUAUAUUAUAACGUUGAUAAAUUAUUAUUUUGAUAUUUUAAAUAAGUAAUUGUUUAAUUUACUUAAAGUGAUAUUUAAAUGUGAAUUUGUAUACGUGACGAGUUUGAAUUUUUACCAUCGCAAAUUCACCCGAAAUAUAUAUAUGUGUGUGUGUAUCAUACAUGCAUGUGUGUAUAAAUCUGGAAAAAUACAUAUAUGUGUUUAAAUAUAAAUUAUAAAUGCAAACAUGGUUUUAAUUUUAAAUUAUUCUGUUAAAAUAAAGAUGUUAUGUUUUGCGUCGUGAAAAUAUUACUCUGAUAUAUUUUUAUUGAUUUGACGAAUAAUGUCGUCGAUACAAAGUAAAAUGCGAGGUCGGCCUCCGAAAUCAAAGAACUCCUGUACGUGGUGCAAUGAAACUAAACAGCCUCUUAAAUAUGUUCUACCAACUCAACAUGGAAAGAAAGAGUUUUGUUCAGAGUCAUGUUUAUCGGCAUUUAGAAAAGCUUAUGUCAGAGGAGCUUGUGUACGUUGUGAUAAUGUCAUCCGAGGAUCGCCAAUUAGAUUGGAGCAAAAAGACGGCCCAACCAAAGACUUUUGUUCUCCGUUUUGUUUAAACAAACAUAAGACGAAGGAGAUUCAAGCUGAAGCUAAAAAAAACACAAAUGAUCAACCGUCACCAGCAGCAUCACCUGCUCCGUCUGGAUUACCCAGUAGUAGUGGUACGAUACCACAGUCAUUUACAACAAAUAAUGGCGCAAAUAGUUCAACAAAUAAUAAUAAUAAUAAUACUAAUACUAAUAAUAAUAAUAAUAGUACUACUAGUAAUAAUAAUAAUAAUAAUAAUCCAGCGAGCAUAUCGCAUGCACCAUCAACGUCUACAGGUCCAUUUCAAUAUGAAACUUACCAAACAUUUGACUGGGAUCUUUACCUCAAGGAAACAAAUAGUUCAGCAGCACCCGCAGAAUGUUUCAAGCAGCACGUGACGCCUUCGGUAAAUGAUUUUAAAAUAGGAAUGAAACUCGAAGCACUGGACCCGAGAAAUUUAACGUCAACGUGUAUAGCAACAGUAGUUGGUGUACUGGGGCCCAGAUUAAGACUGCGGCUGGAUGGUUCUGAUAAUAAAAAUGACUUUUGGCGGUUAGUUGACAGCAACGAGAUCCACCCGAUAGGUCACUGUGAAAAAUCUGGUGGCAUGCUCCAACCCCCACUGGGCUUCCGCAUGAAUGCUUCUAGCUGGCCGAUGUUUUUACUGAAAACUUUGAACGGAGCUGAAAUGGCGCCAGCGAAAGUAUUCAAACGUGAACCAAAAACACCCAAGACAAAUCUGUUCGAAGUGGGUCACAAACUUGAAGCGAUUGAUAAAAAAAAUCCACAGCUCAUUUGUACGGCGACCGUUGGAGCUGUCAAAGACGAAAUGAUUCAUAUAACAUUUGAUGGAUGGCGAGGCGCAUUUGAUUACUGGUGUAAGUAUGACUCGAGAGAUAUAUUUCCAGUUGGUUGGUGUUUCAAGAGCGGCCAUCCACUGCAACCACCUCGGCAGAAAGCCACUGGACAGAACAGGUUCAAAUCGCGGACCAGUAAUGUGCUCCCAGUGAUGGCUGUAUCAGGUAAUGGAGCAAGCGGAGAACCAGCUGUUGCUCUGGUCAGUCCUGCCGGUUCUAGUGCACCACCGCAGCCUGCUACUGAACCAGACACAAGUACUGCUAACAACAAACCCCAUGUACUGGACAAUGUUACUCUGUAUGUCAAUCAUAAUUGUUCAUGCGGACCGUACUUUGAUCCUAAGAAAGUAAAAGCUAUACCGUCGAAAUUCGGAAGUGAUACCAUUCUAAAUGUCAUCAGAGAUGUAUUUCAAACAUUUUUAAUGGCAGCGAUGAGUCCAAGACAAAUGUUGAGUCUAUUUAAACGUGGGGAAGGUGACUGCGUAAAUCUUUUACUCGAAGCCAAAACAACGUCUAUAAGAUUGCCGGUAUUUGUUGACGAAGAAGAUUUUUACUCCUACAUAAGGCGGCAGCUGGAAGAUUUGUGUGCAUGUGAGCACUUGUUAUUCAAAAGACAAGAGACCUGCGAAAAAUGUCUCAGCUCACAGCAGUCGAUUAUCAUUAAAAGAGAGGAAAAUAGUAAUCCGACUGCUGAAAAACGUCGAUGGUCUGUUGAAAAAUCACAGACUUCUACUGCACCUCAGCAACAACCGGCGCAACCACAGCAGCAGCCUCCGCAACAAAAAAAUCAAACCAUUGUCACAACACCUGGCACCACCAGCAUUGAUUCUACUCAGCCGACACCUCCGCCAGCUAAGCAGCCGAGGAAAUCAGUGCUCGAACUAGAAGCAGCGACUUCGACUACGCAAUCUGAAAGUUCAGCGACGCGUAUCUCUUCAACGGAACCUGCUGAAUGGACCAUUGAAGAUGUCAUCCAUUAUAUCGGAGUUAUUGAUCCUGUUCUUGGUCAGCAUGCUGAUCUUUUUCGUAAACAUGAAAUUGAUGGCAAAGCUUUGCUGCUUCUUAACUCAGACAUGAUGAUGAAGUACAUGGGUUUGAAAUUGGGACCUGCAUUAAAAAUAUGUAAUUUAGUUAAUCGUAUCAAAGGUCGAAGGCAUGUGAUGCUUUGACUUUCUCAGUCGUCAGUAUAAAUUUUUUAUUUAGACAAGAAAAAAAAAAGUUGAAGUUAAAAAUAA
This is a messenger RNA of Microplitis mediator, 3172 nucleotides long. RefSeq names its product polycomb protein Scm (gene Scm). The coding region runs from base 839 to 3106 and encodes 755 amino acids. The transcript is spliced from 6 exons. Gene Ontology annotation, cellular component: nucleus. NCBI's taxonomy places the organism in Eukaryota, Metazoa, Arthropoda, Insecta, Hymenoptera, Braconidae. Gene Ontology annotation, molecular function: protein binding; zinc ion binding. The record is from RefSeq and is a predicted model, not a curated record. Gene Ontology annotation, biological process: regulation of DNA-templated transcription.